AUGGCCGAACCUGCGGCAUCCUCAGCUCCCACAGCAAAGAUCACACUGCAUUGGCUCGAAUCGUCCCGCGCGCACCGCAUUCUAUGGCUACUCGAAGAACUACAGGUCCCCUACGAGCUCAAGACCUACAGACGGCAGAAGAGCAUGCUGGCCGACCCCAAACUGAAAGAGGUGCACCCCUUGGGAAAGUCGCCUAUCAUGGAGAUCGAGUCCCCGGCCACCUCGAAACGGCUUGUCCUUGCCGAGUCGGGUGCAAUCGUGGAAUACCUCACAGAUCACUGGGGAAAGUGGCUGAUCCCGAAGCGGUAUCAAGAGGGAAAGGAGGACCAGGUUGGGGGUGAGACCGAGAGUUGGUUGCGGCAUAGGUUUUAUAUGCAUUAUGCGGAGGGCAGCUUGAUGCCGUUGAAUGUCAUUGAACUCGUGUUGCGAAACAUCAAGAACGCUCCUGUCCCCUUCUUCAUCCGUCCCAUAACGAACAGCAUCGCCAACAGAAUCGAAACAGCCUUCCUCGAGAAAGAGUUCGAGCUUCACUAUCAGUUCCUGGAAGACCAGUUAGCAAAUUCGCCAGACGGAGGUGAAUAUCUCUGCGGUAACGAGAUCACCGGUGCAGAUAUCUUGACGAGCUUUCCCGUCGAGAUGGGAAACCACCGGAGCGACAUCAAGCAGGAACAGUUUCCCAAGGUCUUUGCGUAUGUGGAGAGGCUGUAUCAGCGGGAGGCGUAUAAGAGGGCCACAGAGAAGAUCAUCCAAGUUGAGGGUCGCUUCAAGAUGACGUUUUAA
Messenger RNA from Endocarpon pusillum Z07020, 780 nucleotides. RefSeq lists its product as uncharacterized. Lineage: Eukaryota; Fungi; Ascomycota; Eurotiomycetes; Verrucariales; Verrucariaceae. The record is from RefSeq and is a predicted model, not a curated record. The transcript has 3 exons. Bases 1 to 780 code for a protein of 259 amino acids.